This is a messenger RNA of Knipowitschia caucasica, 366 nucleotides long. The record is from the annotation of a GenBank genome assembly. Lineage: Eukaryota; Metazoa; Chordata; Actinopteri; Gobiiformes; Gobiidae.
AUGAAAACUCAGCUGGAUGCCCUCAAUGCUAACAUCAACCAGAAGCUAGAGGCCGCUACCAGCCAGAUAGAGGAUGCUACACGGCGCCUGGAGGAGGUGGAAAGAAAAGCGGCUGGAGCAGAAACGUGGGACUUGGCCGUGAGGGACACUUUACUUGACCUCAUUAACAACCAGAGAGAUUUACAGUCAAAGAUGUCAGACUUGGAGGGCCGCUCUCGGCUUAACAAAAUUAGGACCUACGGUAUUGCAGUGAAAACCGAGGGAACGUCAACGGCAGCUUUUAUUGAGAGCUUCAUAUUGAAUGAACUACGAGAGAGCAUCGGUAUUCAAAGAGGCGCAGAUCUUGGAAUAGAACGGGCUCAUUGA